This is a messenger RNA of Ceraceosorus bombacis, 2215 nucleotides long. NCBI's taxonomy places the organism in Eukaryota, Fungi, Basidiomycota, Exobasidiomycetes, Ceraceosorales, Ceraceosoraceae. The record is from the annotation of a GenBank genome assembly.
AUGCUUCUCAUAUGUCUCGGAUACUCUUACUCGGCCGCCACCUCAAAUUCCACGUCUGCCUCGCUUCACUUCUUUAAGACUUCCCUCUUCAAUCCCUCCCUCCCGUCUCCGGUCAUUGCGUCGUGGGUUGCUUGCAGCUUCAUUGGCAACCAUGGUCCCAUUGCACUGCAGGAAGACACCAAGGUGAGUACCAGCCAACCCCUCAUCCAAUGGACCUCUGCAACCUGCUGCCAACACAGUGGACUCUCUUUUCACAUCAGGCUGGCAUGUCCAGUGCUUUAGUGCUCCACACUGCUCCAGAGAAGGCAGCUGAGGAUAUGCCAGAGGCACCAACUCACAGUCAAAAGCAGAUUUUCCACACGUCUCCCGAGAAGGCGGCUGAGGAUACGCCAGAGGCACCAACUCACAGUCUGCAACUUCAUUGGCUACCAUGGUCCCAUCGCACAGCAGGAGGUCACUGAGGUGAGUAUCCAUCGGUUCCUCAUCUGAUGCACCUCUGCAACCUGCUGCUGACCCACUGGACUCUCUUUUCACAUCAGGCUGGCAUGUCCAGUGCUUUGGUGCUCCACAACGCUCAGGAGAAGGCAGCUCAGGAUGCGCCAGAGGCACCGGAUCACAGUCCAGAGCACAUCUUGUCCAGAUCACAGCCCAUCGUGAGUCCAAGGCUACUAGGGUCCAACAACUCUGCUGUGCUCUUUGCUGACACCAACCUUUCUUCAUUCCCUUAUCCACUGUCUACCCUCUCCUCAUCUUGGCCCACGUCCUCUUCUGGUGCUUAUCGCGCCCAAUCGCUUCCACGUACGCGCCAUCACUUGAUCAUCAUCAGGCUGGCUACCUUGUCGCCAUCUCAUGCUGCCCUUAACGCCGUCGAGCCUGUGCUUUCUCUUCUCUGGACUCACGCUGACUAUUGAUCGGUGCCGGUGCUCCGAAUGCGGCCGGCGCCACUUCUUUUGCUUUCAAUCGACCACGCCUCUGCCGCAUCCUGACAUCGCCAUCGACUGGCGUGUCGCGCCGAAGGUUCCCGCGCAUGCCACAUUGUGGACAUGCUUCGCGUUUAGAUGGGCGGACGUGAGCCACGUUCGUUGAGCCUCAUGCAUUUCACGUCAGGUACUCAACUGUUGUACCUCACUUCUCCAGGCUGAGCGGGCCCUCGCAAAGCAUGUGGCUGCGUUGGCCAAGAGCGAUCCGAAAUACGCUGCUUUCCUGCGAACUCUCUUGCCGGUACGUGUAGGCCCUUGCCACUCAGACAUAGUGCCAAUCAGCGCUGACCAUAUUACGAUUCACCGAAGCAGGGUACGGCAUCCUUUUGGACUUUCUACUCCGUGAGUCGCAAUGCUUCUUGCUUCCACGCUUGGACUCUGGCCACAAUCCCUUACCAUGCUUGCUUGUCGCGCAGAUGAUGUCCAAGCCGAAAGAGACAGGCGGCAUUCGCAGCUUUGCAAAGCUUCUCCGUCGUGCUCUCAACGGAGCUAUUGCUGCUCUCGGCCAGGGAUACACCCGCAUUUAUCGCUCCCUGGGCAAAUUGGAGCAACAUUAUAAGGUAAGCUUGAUUCAACGAUCUCAGGACUACCUCAACGUGCCAGUCGCUGACAAGUAGCCCCUGAUCAUGCAGGACGUGACCAAGAUGAUCCGCAAACUUCCGGACAUUGCGUUUGCGAUAGAAAUGAGGAACAUGGGUCAAGCUCUGGCCACAAUGGCGGAGCAGCACAACAGCAUGUUGGAAGCGUUCUCUGAGCGCUGUCAACGCUUGGCUUGCAGGGUUGAACUUGUGGCUCAGGAGCAGCUCGACCUCCAUGAGCUUGCUUCUGCUCGUCAGAAGCUUCAGGACAUUGUCGACAAUGAAGGCAACAAAGACGUUCUCAUCGCCGCUGCUCAAUGUGUCAAGACAAUUUGAAGUCACUAUGAAGCAAAUGUUGCAAGGCUUUACUUCACAGACCUCGUGGGACUUCUGCCUGCUCCGUCAACUCCCGAUGUCGCGAGUGAAAAGAGCAAGGACAAGUCUGCUGCCGCCGUCGGCGGGCCUAUCUUGGAUGGAAGCGCGAGCCUGGCUGGCAAUAGCGAUGGUGAGCACGGCUGUGUUUCAGAGCGUGGGAGCUCCCGAGACUUACAACUCGUGCGCCGUUCUGCAGACUCGUCCGAACCUGCUUCGAAAGCGCCGCGCUUGAGUGCAAUGCACCAAGAUCGAGACUUGGGUCUUUUCCUGCUAUCCUCGUAA